Messenger RNA from Spodoptera litura, 2882 nucleotides. Its product is annotated as neurotrimin. The record is from RefSeq and is a predicted model, not a curated record. Gene Ontology annotation, cellular component: neuron projection membrane. NCBI's taxonomy places the organism in Eukaryota, Metazoa, Arthropoda, Insecta, Lepidoptera, Noctuidae. Gene Ontology annotation, biological process: synapse organization.
CCCGGAGAGCGCCUGUACGCGUCGCACCCCGAAAAACAGAACUGGUGACCCUAUAUAGUGUCUGUGACGUGUUUCAGUGUCAGCACAUGCGUGGAAAUGACCAUAUCGAUGAUUGUGAACAAAUGUUUGUGACUUGUGAUUAAGUGCUUGCGUGCGACUAAGUAAGUGAGUUGGGUGCGAGUUCGUGUGGUUACGUUGCAUAGGUACCGCCGAUGUAACCGCAACGCUUCGCAGCCGAAACGUCGGAAGACAAAUUCUCCUCAGAAGAACGAUGUCGAUUAAAAAGUCGGACGUUAUACAAAGAACGAUGAGUGUGCUGAGGGGGUUUUAGUGAGAAAUUGUGAAAAAUAGAAAGAGUGAAGAUGUCGGUAAAAGCGAGCGUUGGUUAAACAAAAAGGGUAAAAAUGGCCUUCAAAGGAUUCUGUGGCGAAGUGAUCGGGUUUUUCCUGGCUGUGGGUUUUUGCAUCAUAUGUCCGGAAUAUGUAUCAUCAGCACAGCGCGAACUCGGCAAGGGUUCGCCAACGAACGCCUCCGCCACGGCGUCGCCGGCUGGGUCUGCGGAUAACGCGAUCCGGUCCGGAGCGGCCCUCGACGGCCCAAGGCCAACACCUCGGACUGGGCCUUAUUUCGACCUGAUGGCGUCUAAAAACGUGACAGCGUUGCUCGGAAAAACGGCAUAUCUAAACUGCCGGGUCAAGAAUUUAGGGAAUAAAACGUUAAACAUGCAAGUAUCAUGGGUACGGCACAGAGACAUCCAUCUGCUGACAGUCGGCCGGUACACAUACACGAGCGAUCAAAGGUUUAGAGCCAUUCACUUGCCGCACUCUGAGGACUGGACUUUACAGAUCAAGUAUCCACAACACAGGGACUCGGGAAUUUACGAGUGUCAAAUAUCUACGACUCCUCACAUGAGUCAUUUUAUACAUCUCAACGUUGUUGAGCCAACAACAGAGAUAAUUGGCGGCCCUGACCUCUACAUAGACAGGGGCAGCACUAUCAACCUUACCUGUGUGGUUCUGUACUCACCUGAACCGCCAGCAUACAUAUUUUGGAACCACAAUGAUGCGAUAAUAAGCUACGACUCCCCGAGAGGAGGCGUGUCGGUGGUGACUGAGAAGGGGGAGACGACGACCUCAUUCCUGCUAAUCCAGCAGGCAAGACCUUCAGAUUCUGGGACGUAUCAGUGUAACCCGAGCAACGCACAGUCCAAGAGCAUCGUGGUGCACGUCCUCAAUGAAGCAAAUUCGAUUUUUCCUUUAUCAGGUGAGUACCCUGCGGCGAUGCAGCGAGGAGGGCAGGCGUUCGCACCAACAUCGCCGACACACUGCCUUGUGUUGGUUGCUUGCCUGUUCAUCACACUCUCUUGACAAAUACGGAUCUUUAACUAAAUGUAAAUACAAUGAUUUUAUCAACAUCAGCUGCUUAUAUUGACAAUGUGGAUUUCCAGAAGGUAUUAACUUUGCCCAACAUUUUCAAUACAACUGGCUGAGACAAUUUGCUAUUUUAUAGUGUGGGUUGUGUUAUGUACAAUAUAAAGUAAAUUACUUUACAAGAGCAAGUAGGAUAUGCUUGUUCCAUAUAGUGUUGUAUAUAGUGUAAAAUAUAAAGCGUGUUAAUCGUAUUAAUUUGUGUAAUGAUAAUUAGAUUUGAUUUCCAACAUAUAAAGAACCCUUGUCACUCGUAAGAUUAUACUUCCAAGUAAAAUAUUGUAACAGGAAUGUAACGAAUAUUUUGUAUUACAUUAAUUGGCGAAUAAAACGUAUAAUUGUUUAUGAUAGAUGUGUAUUAGAGAAAAAUGAUGACGAAAAAUUUAAUCAAAUGAAAGAACAAAAAGAUAGUGGACACAGGAAUGUAUAAACAGCUGACAAUACUACGUUUAAAACACAAAAAGAAAAUGUAAAUAGUUGAGGUUAUACGAAUCACUCUAUCUAGCCUUUAAUAAUAUCUGUACUAAGUGAUGUAAAUUGUAAGUAAGUUUUUAGUAAAUUUUGUGAAUCUAAAUGAUGUUGUAAAUAGUAUUUGUAAGAUGACUUUUGCAAAGGGGUCUUGGUAAAGUAUAGACAGAAAAUAAUAUUUGUAUAACUUGAUAAAACCACAGCAUUCUUGAAACUUGCAAAAAAAUCGUAUUAUUUCCUAAUUUUGGAACUCACUUGAAAAUAUGUUUAAUUAAAUAAAAAAUGCAUAUCGAAAAUAAUUGAAAUUAAUUUUGGAAUACUUGUAGUAAGACCCAUUUGAAAAAGUAGGAUAUUGUAUAAUAAUAAAAAUAUAAAAAUAAUAAUAGAGUAGAUAGUCGUAAGCGUAAACUAGGAGAAGAUAUUUUACAUAGUUAGAAAACAAUUCUGAUUUCAAAUCGAAAAUUGUUUGUGUACUUUAAUAUUCUUCCUGUGACCGAUAUAUUUCUAUAUAAAAAAUAUAACGAAAUAAAAUACGUAAAAAUACUUCAAGAUGUGUAAAACUUUCGUUGCCUAUAAAAGUGUACCUUAAUUUCGAAAAUUGUAUAAAAACCUAAUCUUGUCCCCCGUCCCUUUAUUUUUUAAGGCUCGUUACUUAUUGCUAAAAUAUCGAAGUGCUUUUAGACAGAAACUGUCGUUAAAAACUUACAUUUUUUUAUUAAUUUUUCACUACACUGUACAUAAAAAGCUGUCCAGCUUUAAUCCCGCUGAAUCUCGAUGUAAAAUAACGAAAUAAAAAAAUAAAUUGAAAGUGUUUUUUCUUGAAUUAGGAUACGACAGAUCUUGAUAAUUAUUAUAACCAGUUAUUAUUAUGUCAAAAGUUUAUUAUUGUAUACAAGUAACAAUAGUAUUAAAUAAAUUUGUUGUAUGUAUUACGAUACCUGAAGGUGCGGUGCUCCGCAUUAUAUAAUUACAUGUGUAAUAAACAUU